AUGGACUGGGGGAAUCUCAAGGACAUGAAGAGAGAAACAAUUUAUCUAAUAGUGGGAGAUGACAUUGCUUAUCUCGACAAAGAGAGUGUACAAAAGAAAAGAGUCCAUUCAGUCGACUACUUCACAGUAGGAGGAGCGUGUGUGAUAAAGGGAAGAACUAAGUAUUUAUGCUCUUGUGGUUAUGAGAUAUGCUGGCAUUCCAUAAGGGUUUCUACUUUCGUUGAGACAACGGCAGAGGAGUGGAGGGACAGAUCUCCAGGCUAA
Messenger RNA from Encephalitozoon intestinalis ATCC 50506, 264 nucleotides. RefSeq lists its product as uncharacterized. The record is from RefSeq and is a predicted model, not a curated record. The coding region runs from base 1 to 264 and encodes 87 amino acids. NCBI's taxonomy places the organism in Eukaryota, Fungi, Microsporidia, Unikaryonidae. The transcript has a single exon.